AAAAGAGUGCCGCAGAGAACGCCAAAUGGCGAUAUAAACCUGUUUUGGCGAACAACUGCCGCGAAGUUUUGGAGGAGUGAUCGGAGAUGAUUUUCAUCUUCUUCAUCUCGCAGACCAUGUGGUUAUUUUGACAGGGGAAAGGGUUCUUCGAAAAAGCGAUGUGUUUAAUAUCGGCUUUUUCAAUUUCUUCUAUUUAAUGAUUUCUUCGAAAUUAAAUAAAAGUGAACAAUUAUCGUUAUGAAUGAGCGGAAUUAAAAAAGGGUUUCGUGAACUUGGAUUAAAUUAAUUUGGAUACAUACAUUCGAGGAAUAUUUAUUUUGUUUUACCUGGAUUAUGUGAGGAUAAAAAUGACCAGUCCAUGUGCGGUGACAGUUAUAAUCCUUUUAGGGAUAGUGUACUCUAGAUAUAUUGAUUGCACUAGUACGCACAAUUUACACAGUCUUUUGAGGCACCCACAUUAUGCGGAGGGACACCAACAUGCGCUCCAACAUCAUUUGCAACAUUCAGCAUCAUUUACACCGAAGAAAAUGUACGAAAGUAGACCUUCAUACCCUUCCCCAUAUUCAUCAUCAUCAUCAUUGAGGAGUCAGGAGGAGAUGGGGGCAUGGAGCAGGGCAUCCCCUGUCACCAAGAUGGAGUACUACAAGAUGGCACUCAAGAGCACAUCGGCUACUAAGAGUGUCGUCGCCAUAGACCCUCAGAUUCCACAAGAACUGUCAGAUGUCCGGGAAGCAAAUGAACACUUUGUCCGGAUGCGGCUAGAGGCCGGAUGCCGGAUUCCCCGCCCACAAGUGAUCUGCGUGAGGGAUGUAUACCCAGAGAAGAACAUCCUGCCACGCUGUACACUACUGCACCGAUGCACAGAAAUGACUGGAUGCUGUGAAGAUGAGACUACGCAAUGUUCACCCAAAGCAAUGCAGGAGGUCGUCAUGCUUUUUUAUGUAAGACACGCCCAUUCCUAAAAUCACCACUCUUUUUUUUUUUGUUGUUGUUGGAGUCAGACUGCGUACUUGAGUCAUCGAAAUAAAAUAAUCAAAACACAA
Messenger RNA from Parasteatoda tepidariorum (common house spider), 1043 nucleotides. The record is from RefSeq and is a predicted model, not a curated record. Lineage: Eukaryota; Metazoa; Arthropoda; Arachnida; Araneae; Theridiidae.